Gallus gallus (chicken) is the source of this 7200-nucleotide messenger RNA. It is a transcript of the gene CFAP97, whose product is annotated as cilia and flagella associated protein 97. Gene Ontology annotation, biological process: spermatogenesis. The transcript has 7 exons. The record is from RefSeq and is a predicted model, not a curated record. NCBI's taxonomy places the organism in Eukaryota, Metazoa, Chordata, Aves, Galliformes, Phasianidae. The coding region runs from base 4013 to 5437 and encodes 474 amino acids.
GGCGGGGCCUGCAGGGGUAGCGCUGCGGCUGCUGCCGUCCCUCUGUCCUGGCGUUCCGUAACUCCUGGAGGCACAGCGGCCGGGACAGAAAACGCCUCGCAGCACGGCGCGCGCUUUGCCGUAUUUCUGCCACUCUCGCCAGCUAAGCUCAGCUUGCGCUGGCAGCUCCUGGUGACUUCUUGGUUGUAGCAGCUGCCAGCCGCGGCCGGUGCGCGGGCCUGGGUCUGUCCGACGAGCGACGAGACGGCUGCGCCUUCCUUCCCUCGGGAAGCGAGGCUCGGCCAGAGGGACUUCGCAAAAGGGGAGACGUCCCGUUGAGAAAAUGGUAUGCUGGAGCUCUGGGGCUACUGGAAAACACGUUUGGGUUCAGAUUGGCGCUCUGUGGACGGGCUCAGUGCAUCAAAGAGCCCUACAUCUACUUUUUAAGCAACGGCUAUUGCUGCUGAGCUCGGGGCCGUCUGCAUUUAUUCAAAUUCGGCAGUUAGUGCUGUAUGAGUAACGAUACCAUUCGUAUGAAGAAAAGAGGUGCACACCGAGGCCAUGGUUUCACAGAUUUCUGUUAAGUUUCAAGAGUGCAAAGUACCACGGGAUUAAAAACCAAACCCUGAACUUCCCAGAGUGCCUGAGAUGUUAAGCAAGCCAAGGCCAUGAGCAUGGAUAGAACGGGUGUCAAAGCGUUAUAGCUACACCUCCAAUACUGCACCCUGGAGAUGCUUUGGGGGGCAGUUCACACCACAGAACUGUAUUUCCUCUCAAAAUACUGAAGCAGUGCUGAAGAGAUUUCAGCUCCCCUUUUAGCCAUCAGCCAUACGAGUCCACGCUCUUUAACCCGAUCCAAAGUCCUUUACAGUAGCUUAAAUAGUUUUAUUACACGGUUCAUUCUAUUUAGUGGAUAUUAAAUUGCGCAAAGACCUUUUAAGCACCAGCUCAGGCCAUCCACAGCAGCCAGGAUUUAUUAUUUAAGUAAUGUGUCUAACAUGAUUAAUGGUAAAAAUGAUCACGCACAGCAAGCGAGAAUACGAAUGCGAUGACAGUCCUUCCCUGUGCAAACCAUCGUGUGCCCAAACAUCCCGAUGCUCCAUCCAAGGGCUUGGGCUACAAAGCUCUUGCAGUACACCCAAUCAUUAAGACCAACGGAGAGGUUCUUGCAGAGCCCAAGAGUUUCUAAAGAAAACCCAACGUGCCAGAAAUUUACCUGUAAUGUUGUUUUAUUCUCAUCGGGCAGAAAACAAAAAGCAGAGAUCCAACUCCCAGCACACAUUUUAUUCCUCAGAGCUCAGAAAAUACAAAGCUCUGGAAGAGAUCAGCACCUCUUCUGCUGUCUUCAGAAUGAGCCACACAAGCAACAAGACAGAGCAUGCAGAGGCCUCCUGCCACAAAUACACCCAGGAAACAGCCCAGGCCUCUGUCAGAGCUACUUAAAGGGAAUGGAAUUGUUAAAUUAACCUGAAGCAGAGCACCUAACAUUGUUAGUUCUGUGUAAAGAGAGAUUAUUUUCUCAUUAAAGUAUUAAUUCUCAGAAUUGGAGAGGAAGAUAAAAAAUAGAGCUACCUACGAUGGAGGUUUAGUCCUGCAGUGCUUACACACAAAAACCAAAAACCAUUCUUGUCUGAAUGAGUAAUCCCACCAAUUUUAGUCAGGCUACUGACAACUUCAGAAGUGAAGUUUUUGGAUCAGGACCAUUAUCUUUCUGUAACUAUUCCCUCCAUGGUGGAAUUAUUUUGUGAGAUCAGCUAUUCAAACUCUUAUCUUAUUCAAGCAUUACAGCAAAUAUCUUCCCUACAAACAAAAGGCUUUUUAGAGAUCAUGUUCAAACAGAAUUGAUGCCUGAUUUUGGGGAAGAGUCAGCAUCUUCCCUUUUUACUUGGAGCUAGGAGUGCAAUUAGCUUUUUUCUGACAUACCCUACACUGAGCCUCAGCAUUGAGGACGUAAUCUUCUAUCUGUCCUUAAGUGACGAUCUUGCAUCUGUCACCUUCACAGUUCUGCAUACCUUUAACUUUAUACAUUUACACUAUCAGUAUGUUUAUACCAGCUGCAUGUUACUUUCAUGAAGCCUUUUUUCACAUUUACUUCUUGCUUUAUGAGCCUUUGUGGCUCAGAUCAUGUUGCUAUAAAGGGGCACAAUUUAUUAUUAUUGUGUACUAUCUUUCCUUGAGACCGCAUUCCUCCUUUACCGAAGAUGAAUUGAACUGCUCUCCCACAAACUGUUAUUUCUCUUGCUUGCAUUUCUGCAGAAUAUGUCAGUUAGGCUCAGUACUUUGCAAAAUGAAUUGAUUUAUUCUCUCUAUACCUUUUUGAGGCAAUGGCAUUUUGCCAAUUUGCAGAUGGAAACCCGAUGCAUCUGGAAAAACAAAGGGCAAAAGUACCUCUUUAAUACAGUGCGGGGUACCAGAGAUGAAAUCUUUUGAAUGCUCAGUGUUUUGUAGCACUUGGUGUUAUCUGAAUACAGCUUCCACUGAUUUCAGCUGCAGUUGUGAUUAUUCAACAUUUCAACAGCAAGAUUCAAGAGAAAUUAGACUGAAAUAGAACAAUAGAAUGGUUUGCAUUGGAAGGGACCUCAGGUACCAUAAAUGCAACAUCAAACAAAUAUGAAAAGUUAGCUCAAGUAAGUUGAAGAAUGUCUAUUAAAUAUUCUGUUUCAUGAGUAGAAUUAGAAUCUGGUUAACAUAAGGCUCUUCAGUUCUACUUUUUUUUUUUUUCUUUUCUUGUAGUAUUCCACCACAUUCACUGUACACAUUUGAAAGUACAUAUGCAGAUAUAUAUGCAGUCACACAUGCACACGUAUGUGCCUCUGCGUGUGUUCUCGUGCCAAAUGAAAUAGGGCCAUAUACACAACAGCUGUCUUGGCUGCACAGCCUGUUUCAGCUCAAAGUUCAGAAUGCUCAAAAAAACCCCACAAUCAUGUCAUUGCAUCUUUCUCGUAAUGAAUAUGGGCCAAAGUGGAGUUUAAUUUUUUGGUUUUGAAUGAGUGAAUCUAUAAACUGGUCAUUUUCCUUUUCAUGGAGUUCUUUCCUUCUUAUUUAAAAGCCCCAUUAAUACUAAUGGAGAAAUGCCAAGGCCCACUAUUGCAACUGACCCCUCAAAAGCACUGCAAUCUUUCCCACUCUAUACUGUACGCUACUUUUUACAGUGAAAGAUCAUUAUCACAGCUGCCAUCAUCAGUGCCAGAAGUAAAGAAACUCUACCUGAAGGCUUUGUGUAUGUUUCUGCAGUAAUUAUACUGAGACUUAAGGAUGCAGAGAUCAGGCUCAAUCUCGAGGGAGGAGAGCAUUCUAGUAGAAACAGGUACAUCUCUUCUCGAGACUUUGAGGCCCUGGAGUGUGUCCAGGGUCUGUAGCAUAAGCCUUACGUGGAGGGGCUGAGGGAGCUGGGAUUGUUUAGUCUGGAGGAGGCUUGGGGGAGACCUUAUUGCCCUCCACAGCACCUGAAAGGAGGUUGUAGUGAGGUGGAGAAGGAGGUCAGCCUCUUCUCCCAGGUAACAGUGCUAGGUGUAACAUCAUGUUGUGCCAGAGGAGGUUCAGGUUGGAUAUUAGGAAAUAUUUAUCCUCCAAAAGAAUGGUAAGGCACGGGAACAGCCUGCUCAGGAAAGUGGUGGGAGGUGGAAAAGAAUCACUGCCCCUGGAUAUGUCUAAGAAAUUUAUAGAUGUAGCACUGGGGGAUGUGGAUUAACGGGCAAUAUUGGUAGUAGGUGGAUGGUUGGACUAGGUGACCUACAGAGGUCUUUUCUAACCUUAAUGAUUCUAUGGAACACGCCUUAUUUAACACAGGGUACCACUGCAUCACACCUCAUCACUCCAACCUAGAGCACCAGCACCUCAACUAGGACCCCCCACCACCUCAAGCUGAGACUCCUAGGGCUCCAUCACCUCACCCUAAGGCUCCAUUGCUUCAGCCUCGUUACCCCCACCUCCAUGCUGGAUACUGUCACCUCAGUACGGAGAAACAAACUCCACAGCCACAUUCAGAGCUCCCUUGCGCGGAACCAAGAACACAGGAAGCACUUCAGUAAGUAUGGACCAAUUUGAAGACACGUCAGAUGGUGAAGUGGAUCACACUUUCUAUGAGAGUGAUUUUGGAGAGGAGGAGAAGAAAACUGAAGAAAAUGGUGAAUAUAGAGAGAAAGAAAGUCCAAAGGUAGUUCUUUCAGACCCUGACUUGGUUGCUAGUUCAAAGGAUGCAAACUGUUGUGAGGAGGCAAAUGAAGAGAAGCACGCAGAUUUGCAGAAGAGUCCUUUCCUAGAAGAUAGCGCAGGCAAUCCUGGGGAUGCUUCAUCUUUUUCACUUUUUCCAGUUCAUGAGAAUGCAGGUACAUCUGGAGUAACGUCUGCAGCAAGCAGGAGAAUGCAGGAAAAUGUUCCUCCUGAAAGCCCUGAAAUAAAUUAUUAUACAGAUGAAGAAGAUAGUAGUGAUGAUGGCAGGAAACAGAAGAUUAGACCAGAGUCAGCUAAGCAGCCCUACAGUUUAGGAAGGGCUAACAGAACAUACAGUACUACCAGUUCCUCUUCCUCAUCCUUCAGCUCAGAUGCACAUUCUGAUAGUUCUUUAUCGGAUUCAUCGCAUUCUUCCUCCAGGAGAAAUGCUUGUAGCGUGGCUCUUCCACCUGCAAAACAAAGAUGUGCAUCAGCAAUAAAAUUACCAGAAGGAAAACCAGAUCUUGGAGACCAUGUGGAGGAAUCUGAAGAUGCAGAAUCCAAGUCUGAUUUCAGCAGCGAUGGCUUACAUGACGGUAUGGAUCUGAAUCAACAUUUGAAAGCUGCUCUACGGUUGGAGAAUGAAGAACAGCGCAAACGAACUGCAGGUCGUCCAUCUGGAAGAACAAGGGAAAGUUUUUCUGCCAACAGAGAAUCUCACUAUUGCUCUGAUUUGAAAGCUGCUCUGGAAUUGAGGGAUAAACGACAACAAAAGCUGGGCAUCGUUCAUCCAGUUAGAAGUACCAGGAAAAAUUAUUCUUUCACCAAUGAAGAAGUUAGACGAAUUGAUCAGGAGAACCACAGGCUGCUCCAAGAACUGGCCCGGCUGUGUGCGAUGCCAGGAAACAGAACCAACGUGCUGAAGAAGUCAGCUUCUCCAUCUCUUCAAGUGUACCACAGUGCCAUCAACAGGCAAAAGGAGCAGCAGAGAAUUGAGAAAGAAAACCUGGCUUUACUGAAGAGACUGACAGCAGUGAAACCAACACCUGGAAUGAAGCGUUCUGAACAACUGUGGGACUAUCAGCGCUAUGUGGGCUAUGGAAGUACUUCACCAGCUCCAAGAGAAGAAAGUUCUCUUUCCAGGCAGCGUGGUCUGUCUCGAGUCUCUUCAAGAGCGUACACUGCAUCAAGCACAGUGAGACAGAAGAAGGAAAAACCCAUGUCAGUUUCACCUGCUGUGGUGUCACAGAGACCUAAGUCCACUAAUGUUCCUGCUGCUUGUUUAAAGUGCAAGCAGCAUCCUUAAAUUUUAAUUCCUGGGAACUUCAGACUUGAGCAAGUUGGAAGAAUCAGGCAAGGCCAUUCUUCAUAUGGAGUUUAUAGGAUUUUCUCUGUACCAGAGCCUAUCUUCUGCCAGACUGUUUGCAGCAUUUACUGAAGAUCCUGAGGCAUCUCAGCUGUUACCCCUCACUCAGAUAAGCACUGACUAGCUAUGUUUGUCUUUUAUGGUGGAUAUUUUCCUAAUCGCCAGCUAAACACUUUCAGGACAAAUCCCUAUAAAAAGCUGGUAUUUUUCUUUCUAACAUGUCAACCAAUAAAAUUUCCUUGUGACUGCUUUUCCUUGUAUCCUCCCUCCAUCUGUGGUGUUUGCCUGCUCAAAGUUGUGAGCAAAACAGUGGAUGAACCUUGUCAUUUCCAUCUGAUGAAUGAGGAAACCAGAGCUGCAUCUGGAGCCAUCUUCCAGGACAGACCAUGGUUGAGAACAGCUUUGUAUUCUGUAUACCAGCAGGGAUUGCUAGUGCUUGUGAUGCAGGUCUGGUUUGUUUUCAGGCUGUUCUAUUCCUAAGUUCCUAGUUCUAUUCCUUGUUGAAGUAAGCAUUUCAGGUAAUACAUCUCCUGGUAAGUUUCCUCCUGGCCAAAGUGAGACAAGAUUUGCCAACAGUGAUCUUUGCAGCUGUGCUAUUUAAAGAUCACUUGCUUCUCACUACAGAGUCCUAAAAUGCCAUUCAUUAUUUUUGUUGCAAGCUCUGAUCACGUGCAAAAAUUGUGAUCUCCACUGGGUUAUAUGCAGUGAGAGCUUGGGACAAAAAUUCCAAUUCUCAGUUCCACCCACAUAGUACUACUUAAGACUAGAACAUACUAUUGAGAAUUUUUUUUCUUGUUUAAAGGGCCAGAAAGGGAAAAUGGGGUUGAGUAGGUCUCUUGGUUUUUAGGGUUUUUCUUCCACUGUGCCUCUUGGUAUGUCUUAAAUCUUCUGUUUUCUUUUGGUUUUUAAAAGAACUAGUGGCUGCUGUUCCUUCCAUAACAAGUCUGGAGCUGAGAAUACAGGUUUUCACCUGCAGAAAGGUAGGGAAGACUCUAACCAUGGACAUAAAUUCUUCCCCUCCCACUCUCUGCAGUAUGCUGUGUUCUUUAGAGAGCGAGGUUUACCCUUCAGAUCCACCCUGAAGGUCCUAACCUCCUCCUGAUCCAAAAGAUAAAUGUCUCAGUGCCCUCCCUCACUAGGUUGCUUUCUGGGCUGCAUAGUACAGCACAUGCAUGCUUGAUGGUGGGUGGGCUCUGUCUUUUUCUACUUCUAGAAUCCAUUACCAGGCUAUUCAAGAUAUUUCCCUCUGUUCAAGUAUGAGUUAUAAGGUAAUAGCGAUGAUUUCAGUGCAGGGUUCUGUUGAAUAACUUUGAGGUGCAGAUGGAUUGAAGUGGGACUAUCAGAGGGCUUAUUUCACUACAGUAGCAAAACUGCCUGCUUUCUAGCUUUGCAGAUAACUGAAUUUUAUGCUAAGGGAACAGUGCUGCUUUUAGGAGAAUGGUUAUUCAAUUGAUGGUUUUGAAUUCAUACACCAAGUAUCUUUGUGGAAAGUGCUGCCUGUUAAAUGCCAAUAAGCAUAUAGGCAAAAAUAAGGAGCUUUUUACCUGUAUUUUAUAAUGUAUUAUUUCACCCUACUGUCUCUUUGCCAGAGGAAUUUUCCUUCUUAAUAGCCUCUGCUCCCCUUUUGUUUUUUGCCUUUUUUUCUGCAAUGUUUCAGACUAUUUUCUUCUAGAAUUAAAUAAAAUUCAGAAUGUUUAUUCUUA